CGUUAACUGGCAAAUGGCUAACUUCUAGUUGUCACGUUGUUACAUUUUAGAGUUUUUGUUCUGGCGAUCAGUUAAAACAACGAUGCACUACAGCAUUAAGAAAUACGUUGAAGCAGUGACAUGACGUUGAGAGAAACUCUCUGGAAACAUGAUACGGUCGCUGGCUCCUAGUCAAAGAGGAAAGCGUCCACUGCUUUUAGACAUAUCCAAUGAUAUUCCCAGGACAUUACCUACCCAAACAGUUAAACAGAUUGAGAAACGGUGUCGUCGAAAUGAUAGGACCAUUGCCAUUCCAGAGUGUAAAGUGGUUGCUCUUACCGCUGAAGAUGUAUCCGCUACACAGGAAAUUAUAUCUGAACAUGAACAGCGAGUUCGUAAGUUACUUAGCAAGCCAUUUAAAAUUCCUAUUCCGGGAUAUCAAUUAUCGGGUCGAGCACUUGGGAUGCGUCUGUCUGGCCCUCGCAGAGCAUUAUACGACCCAAAUGAAGCAAAUGCUUUGGUCGUGUAUGUUCCACCGGAACUCUCUGAACAUGACAAGUUGAAAUUAGACCCAUGUAAGCAGCUAGUACAUGUGGUCGUAGACCCGGUGCUUUGUAAUGUCUUACGACCCCAUCAACGGGAAGGUGUUAAAUUCAUGUAUGAAUGCGUUACAGGAAAACGUAUAGAAAAUGCUUAUGGUUGCAUAAUGGCCGAUGAAAUGGGUCUCGGGAAGACCUUACAGUGUAUAACUCUAAUGUGGACACUCCUCAAACAAGGUCCUGAAGCUAAACCACUUAUAGAGAAGGCAAUUAUCGUUGCUCCUAGUUCAUUAGUAAAGAAUUGGUACAAUGAGAUCAUGAAGUGGCUAAACAAUAGAGUUCGGCCUCUAGCAAUAGAUGGUGGCAGUAAAAGUGAUAUCGACGCAAAGCUAAAUGGAUUUAUGAAAACUUAUGGGCGUAGAUGUGCCAAUCCAGUAUUAAUAAUUAGUUAUGAAACAUUUCGUCUACACUCCAAAGUUCUUCAUGAUGACGAAGUCGGGUUGGUGUUGUGUGAUGAAGGCCAUCGAUUGAAAAAUUCUGAAAAUCAAACAUAUCAAGCCCUUAUGGGCCUCAAAGCUAAACGAAGAGUUCUACUUAGUGGGACACCCAUUCAAAACGAUCUUCUGGAGUACUUUUCACUUGUACAUUUUGUAAAUCAGGGACUCCUUGGUACUGCCCAGGAAUUUAGAAGAAAGUUUGAAAAUCCAAUCUUGAGGGGACAAGAUGCAAACGCUUCCAAUGAAGAUCGUAAAGUUGCUCAAGAGAGACUGGAAGAAUUAGUUACCAUUGUUAAUAAAUGCUUAAUCCGUCGAACUAGCGCUCUACUCUCCAAAUAUUUACCUGUUAAACAUGAGAUGGUCAUUUGUAUAAAGAUGACAAAACUGCAGACUGAUCUCUACAAUAACUUCAUUAACAGCGAAGCAGUUAGACGGUCCAUGCAAGAAAAUGAUACAGGGACCACAAAGAAAGGAAGUAUAUCGGCACUCGCAGCAAUUACAUUACUCAAAAAAUUGUGUAAUCAUCCGGAGCUGAUUUAUGAAAAGAUUUUGGAAAAAUCUGACGGUUUUGAAAAUGCUCUGAAUCUAUUGCCAUCUAAUUACAGCACCAAAGAUGUUAUGCCGGAAUUAUCCGGAAAACUUAUGGUAUUGGACUGCCUUUUGGCAACGAUCAAAUCUACGACAGAUGAUAAAAUCGUUUUAGUGUCUAAUUACACUCAGACACUGGAUUUGUUCGAAAAACUCAGCCGCAAACGGUGCUAUCGUUACGUGAGACUCGAUGGUACAAUGAGUAUUAAGAAGAGAGCCAAAGUUGUGGAUAAUUUCAACGAUCCAAACAGUGGAGAUUUUAUCUUUAUGCUUAGCUCUAAAGCAGGAGGGUGCGGACUGAAUUUAAUAGGAGCGAAUCGUCUAGUAAUGUUCGAUCCAGACUGGAAUCCUGCGAACGAUGAUCAGGCUAUGGCUCGAGUAUGGCGAGAUGGUCAGAAAAAACCGUGUUUCAUCUAUCGCUUCUUAUCCACUGGAACGAUAGAGGAAAAGAUUUUCCAGCGGCAGGCUCAUAAAAAGGCAUUAAGUUCAACGGUGGUCGAUCAGGAAGACGAUGUCGCUAGACACUUUACGCUUACAGAUCUUCGCGACUUAUUCGGUUUAGAAGAGGAUACCAUCUCGGAUACUCAUGCAAAGUUCAAAUGUAAAAGAUGUGUCAAUGGUGUCGAAUGUAAAGGUCCUCCUGAACAGUCGGACUGCAACUCCGAUCUGUCGGAUUGGAGACAUGCUCAUAAUGCUCGAACCCUUCCGGACAUACCUCUGCGUCAAUGUUGGUCAAGUGGCAUUUCAUUUGUGUUCCACCAUCGCUCGCACGAACAAGUAAAGACAGAAAGUGUAUGAAGCACAAUUAUGCCAUUUGUGGCACUCAAUAUGCUUUUAGAAGAGACGUUCUUCUACAAUGUAGCGGAAAAAUAAAUGAAGAAGAAUAUUGGUCUCCAAUGAAACAAUAUGAACAAGAUGUGAGCCUGAAAGCAUUGUACAAUGUGGAGGUAUUUACACUAAUAUUCUUGUUCCCAUCAAUUUAUUCCUGACAACGAGAAAGUUUUUAUAAUUAAAAUUUAAUUUUUUAUGCCACGUUGUCAGUGCGAGGGAAGUGAUAAUAGUACGUACAAAUGUGUAAACGUAGUAGGUCGUCUGUUAUUACAAAUGCUAGUAAAUUUGUUUAUUUUGUACAUGAAGUAGAAUGUAAUGAUGGUAGACUGCUAUUUUUUGCACUUUUUGAAGAUAUUCGAAAUAAACAAGGGUCGCUGAGGUAUUGAGAUUGAAAA
Messenger RNA from Orussus abietinus, 2829 nucleotides. RefSeq names its product DNA repair and recombination protein RAD54-like (gene okr). The coding region runs from base 149 to 2401 and encodes 750 amino acids. Gene Ontology annotation, biological process: reciprocal meiotic recombination; double-strand break repair via synthesis-dependent strand annealing. The record is from RefSeq and is a predicted model, not a curated record. Gene Ontology annotation, cellular component: nucleus. The transcript has 11 exons. NCBI's taxonomy places the organism in Eukaryota, Metazoa, Arthropoda, Insecta, Hymenoptera, Orussidae. Gene Ontology annotation, molecular function: DNA translocase activity; ATP binding; ATP-dependent chromatin remodeler activity.